AUGGCUCUCCGGACUUACGGCGACAAGCCGAUCAGUUUCCAAAUUGAAGAAGGCGGUGAAUUCUACUGUGUUGGAUCGGAGGUCGGUAAUUAUCUGCGGCUGUUCCGCGGGUCGUUGUACAAGAAGUACCCUGGCAUGGCCAGACGGACCCUCACUAAUGAAGAGAGGAAACGUUUAGUUGACAACGGUCUGGGUCCACAUGUGCUAUCGAGCUCUGUCUCGCUGUUGAAAGCCUCGGAAGUUGAAGACAUCAUUGAUGGCAAUGACGAAAAGUACAAAGCUGUGUCAGUUAGUCAAGAGUUGGCUACACCGAGGGAGGGUAAGGCGAAGAAGCCUCACAACCCUCCGUGGAUGCCGGCCAUGCCGAACUCCUCACAUUUGGAUGCUGUACCUCAAGCUACACCCAUUAGCAGAACAAGAGUACAUAAUAAAAAGGUUAGGACGUUCCCUCUCUGCUUCGAUGACACCGACAUGACGGCCAUGCUAGAGAAUGCUUCUCAGAAGCAAGUGCUCGUACCCAUCAGGUUGGACAUGGAAAUUGAAGGCCAGAAGCUUAGAGAUACAUUCACAUGGAAUAAAAAUGAGUCUAUAAUAACACCGGAGCAGUUUGCUGAGGUUCUAUGUGAUGAUUUGGAAUUGAACACCAGUACAUUCAUCCCGGCCAUAGCAUCAUCAAUCAGACAACAGAUUGAGGCAUUCCCGAGCGAGCCACCUCCAAUACUCGAGGAGUUAGACCAGAGGGUUAUCAUCAAACUCAAUAUACAUGUUGGGAACACUUCCCUGGUUGAUCAGGUGGAAUGGGAUAUGGCUGAGAAGGAGAAUAAUCCUGAGCAAUUUGCUAUGAAGCUCUGUGCAGAGCUCGGUCUGGGAGGGGAGUUUGUAACAGGCAUUGCUUAUAGUGUUCGGGGACAACUUAGUUGGCAUCAAAGAACAUAUGCCUUCAGUGAGGCUCCAUUACCUGUCGUUGAGACACCAUACCGCCAGCCAUCAGAUGCUGAACAAUGGGCUCCAUACUUGGAAACUUUAACUAACGCUGAAAUGGAGAAAAAGAUAAGGGAUCAGGAUAGAAACACAAGAAGAAUGAGACGUCUUGCUAACACAACGCCCGAUGCAUCAUUGACCCGUGCGGUCAACCGACUGAUGCGCGUGGACGAGGCACUCUUCACCAACACUCCAGAUAAAAGGCGGAAAAAAAUAUAA
Molecule: messenger RNA, 1200 nt
Organism: Danaus chrysippus (African queen)
Lineage: Eukaryota; Metazoa; Arthropoda; Insecta; Lepidoptera; Nymphalidae
Source: the annotation of a GenBank genome assembly